Aspergillus wentii DTO 134E9 is the source of this 1071-nucleotide messenger RNA. Its product is annotated as DXO/RAI1 family decapping nuclease. NCBI's taxonomy places the organism in Eukaryota, Fungi, Ascomycota, Eurotiomycetes, Eurotiales, Aspergillaceae. Bases 1 to 1071 code for a protein of 356 amino acids. Gene Ontology annotation, molecular function: mRNA 5'-diphosphatase activity. The transcript has 8 exons. Gene Ontology annotation, cellular component: cytosol; nucleus. Gene Ontology annotation, biological process: NAD-cap decapping; nuclear-transcribed mRNA catabolic process. The record is from RefSeq and is a predicted model, not a curated record.
AUGGAUAGGUGCGCUUUUGAGAUUCAGCCGGCUCAUCGGUUUGGGGGUUCCAAUACAGCCAUUCGACGUCCAAAGGAAAUUGCUUGCUUUUCAUACGAUGACAAUCAUCAAUUUCAUCUCGGGGAGUCAUCCCUGCGGUACUACUAUCAACCACGUCUUCCUGCAGAUCUAAAUCGUGGCUUCGAUACUUUUCAGAAGCUUGAUGACACUGGAGAUGAGCAUCUCGAUGCUCUGUUAGAAACAAUCAUAGCUCUGGAGAAAGACACAGGGAAGAAAUGUGAAGCAGAUAUCAUCACUUGGAGGGGCAUGGUGACCAAAAUCCUGACAGCCCCAUUUGAUAAUAUGAAUGGGUUUGAGAUGAAUGCGACAUGUUUUCAGAACGAGCAAAAGAAAAUACAACGCAAUCAGAGGAUGCCACCGGGAAUGGCUUCUCAAGAUCUAAUGGCAUACUGGGGUUACAAAUUCGAAACUUUGUCUGUGCUUCCACACAGCUGGGAUCAGACGCCUCGCCACGAGAUUGAAGGCCGCGAGGAGGAAAUAGUCAAUAAUAACGCACAAUAUUGCUCCGUUGUCCGCACUGGAAUAGGUGGUGUUCGGCUAGUCAUCGGUGGGGAGGUUGAUGCUGUUUGGGACUGCAAACCUGACCGAAAAGAGGAUCCUAUUAACUGGGUAGAGCUGAAGACCUCUGCUGAGAUCAGGAACGAUCGUGAUAUGAUGAAAUACGAGCGGAAGCUCUUGAAAUUCUGGGCUCAAUCGUUCCUGUUAGGUGUUCCCAAGAUCAUCGUUGGGUUCCGUGACCAACAAGGCACUUUACGCCAUCUCGAAGAGCUCGAGACCUCUAGCAUACCAGGAAAGGUUCAAAAAGUUGGAAAAAGAACCUGGGAUGGAAACAUCUGCAUCAAUUUUGCCGCAUCAUUUCUCGAGUGGCUGAAAACUGUCAUUCGUGAAGGUGGGACGUGGAGGAUCCGCAAAAUUGAAAAAUCGCCUGUUAUUGAAGUUUUCAAAGUGGAGGAGAGUGGACAUGGUGAUAUACUCUCUCAAGACUUUUCAACCUGGCGGUUGGCAACGUGA